AUGCAACUCCACAUCGCAAUGAUAUUAUUGGUACACGUUCUGGUUGCCCGGUUCGUCACUUAUGCUGACGUUGAGGAUGGUCCAAUUCCUUGGUGGCUUGAAAACGUAACAGCCCCAGCCGACGUUCCUUUGUUGAAUUAUCCGAAUCACGUCAAUUGGUCUAUUUCUAACUUGUACAAUGGUAACUGGUCUGUGCCGGCGGAUGCAACCUGCACCAAUUGCACCGGGAUUUUACGGCUGAAGAGAAACGACGGACGAAGGGGGGUGUUUCUAGGGAAGGCGUACUUAUCUAUAUCGGACACGACAUUUACGAUUAGUGACUACCAAAAGGCCAUUUAUAACGAGUACUUGAACAAGUCUUUUGUCUCCUCGAAGACAGCCACUUCAGAAACCUUUGCCAGCGAUAGCACAAACUUUACUGGCCCGUGGAACAAUACCAGAAGAGUCAAAUUAACUUUACAGAUCGUGGAUGGGAGCUAUGAUAGUGACUCGACUUCACUGCUUACCGCGAUUGGAUACUAUUUCCCAGAAAGACAGCGCUGCGUAGCAAAGGGGAUCCUGUCCCAGGCCUUCAAAUCACCUCAGUUUUCGCUGAAUGAUACGGAUCUAGAGCAGUUAAAAAGAGUGGUUCUAGACGAUGCACUGCCCUUUCCACCCGUGGACAACAUCUCUACUUUCGACGCAGGUGCAGAGGAUGCUACGACUGGAAAGAAGUCGCGCAUUUCGAAAAGUAGGUGCACUUUCGAUAUCUGGUUCAGUCUGGAUUACACAACCAGGCCAUACGUCGAUACAUACUUUUACACUCCAGACACGGAGGCAUCACUGUCUCGGCGAGAUUAUUACACGACUAUUGUACAUGAUAAAGGGAUAAUGUAUAAUACUAGCAAUCCAGCUGAGAUUUCUGCAUACUAUCUGCAACAGUACCCGUCAACGGCUCGCAAAACAUACAUAUUACGGCCAGCCAAUGGCCCAGAAACAGUUUUUGUUCCUCACUUUGAUCUACAUCUCUUUAGCAAGGAGUGCGCUGUCAACGUAACUUUGGAUGGAAGCGUGUACAAUGGGGCAAAGGAGAUCAAAAUUGGCCUUGCUUUCUUUACAGGGCUUCUCAUUCUUCUAUGCAUGUCACUACUGGCCGGGUCUUAUCAACAGUUUGUUCUCACCUCUAAUGCACAGCUGACGCGUGUUUCGUCCUUGGCCAUCUACACCUUAACUAUAUCCUCCUUCACCCAUUCAAUUGCGCUCAUAGCCCUGUCGGCGCUGUUUCCUUCACUUCAGUACUUCUUUUUAAUGACGGGAUCCAUCGCCUUUCUAGAGUCCACUAUCACAAACGUUCCCAUUUGUGCCUACAAAUUCGUCUCAUGGUAUGAGCGCCGCCGCGGCUACCAAAACAAUUUUCUUUUAAUUAUCUUUCUUAUCUUUCUGAUUAUACUGAGCGCGUUACCAAUCAUUUGGGGGAUGUUUAUGCCCUUUUGGACUAAUAUCUUCCCCGUUCUUUUGCUCUUCUCACACUGGAUCAUCCAGUUUGUGUUUAGACUCGUGAAAAGGUUUGCUACUGGACCUCUUCUUAGCACAUAUAUCAUCUUCAAUACUCUUCCAAAAGCGUAUACCGCUGCAUAUAUCCUUGGAUUCCCGAUUAACUUCAUGGAUUUGGAGUCACAGGAGAUGUUUAUGUGGAUUAUAGUUUUCUAUGUUACAAUAUUCUGUGUUCUUCUCUGCCUUCAGAACGUAUUUGGCUAUGACCUUGGUCUAAGAAAGUUGUGCUGCAAGAAAGGACUCAUGGACAGCUAUGGGUCCACAACAACCAUAUACAAAUAUCACACACGCAUUAUAACAAUGCCAAUGCUUAAAGAGAGCAGCCCAAGUACAGUCUUGGACCUACGGAACUCGGCGGAGUGUAAGAAAGACAUCCUAGCCUAUGUACAUGCACUGGAGCGCCCAUUUCUGUUUUCGUUCGAAGAAAGCUCAAAGAUAUCUACGCACGACGCUGACCAGUCGCCAAGCCCUGUUAAUCUCAGCGCCUCUAAUGAUAUCAUAAGCUGCGCGUCUAGCAUUGUCACUGAGCCUUCAAAGUGGUGCAUGAAUCCCUAUCACCCCCACAGUGCAUUUUACGACCCGUCGGUGGUCUUUUCGCAGCUGUUUGGUGCCAAGCUUUGCCCUUGGUUUGCAACUAUGGAUGUAGAUCCAGCCUCAAUCAAUCUAGAGCAAGAUACAAACUGCUUCUAUAUUAACGAGCUACAAGUCAUAAGCAAGUUGUUCUUAUGCUCCAUCUGCCUAGAACACAUAUCCCUGCAGCUUCUAACCAAUAUUAACACCGUUUUGAUAUUCAAAGAAGGCACACUCACGUUUCGAGCAGAAUAUGCCGCUGCAUUAAUAUUUACAUCUACACAACGACGUGAGGAAGAUCCUGCAUUGGUUGCUGAGACUGCCACCAACUCCAGCGAAACAAAGGACUAUGAACUCUGGAUAACACCAUGCGAUCACGGAUUUCAUAAGAAAUGUUUGCUGAAGUGGAUAGAACAGAACUUAACAUGCCCAAUAGACAGAAAAGCAAUUCCUGAGUAUAUAAUCGUAUGA
Molecule: messenger RNA, 2574 nt
Organism: Giardia duodenalis
Lineage: Eukaryota; Fornicata; Diplomonadida; Hexamitidae
Product: RING-H2 zinc finger domain-containing protein
Exons: 1
Coding region: 1-2574 (857 amino acids)
Molecular function (GO): zinc ion binding
Source: RefSeq, a predicted model, not a curated record